Molecule: messenger RNA, 1032 nt
Organism: Thunnus maccoyii (southern bluefin tuna)
Lineage: Eukaryota; Metazoa; Chordata; Actinopteri; Scombriformes; Scombridae
Gene: lamtor2
Product: late endosomal/lysosomal adaptor, MAPK and MTOR activator 2
Exons: 4
Coding region: 135-512 (125 amino acids)
Biological process (GO): positive regulation of TOR signaling; cellular response to amino acid stimulus
Cellular component (GO): Ragulator complex
Molecular function (GO): molecular adaptor activity; guanyl-nucleotide exchange factor activity
Source: RefSeq, a predicted model, not a curated record
AGAAAACAUCACAAUCAGCUGACUGGACUUGUAUGUUGAUGAAUAGUUUUGAGACAGUUUAAAGUCAGUUGUUUACUCACUGAAAAUAUUGAGUAAAUAUUUUUGCAUUAUCUUACGUUAGUGAAUAGUUAGCUAUGUUACGACCGAAGGCAUUAACGCAGGUUCUCAGCCAAGCGAACACCAACGGAGUCCAAAGCACACUCUUACUGAAUAAUGAAGGUUCACUGCUGGCUUACUCUGGGUAUGGGGACACUGACGCACGGGUUACAGCCGCCAUCGCUAGCAACAUCUGGGCAGCCUAUGACAAGAAUGGCCACCAAGCUUUCAAUGAAGACAAACUCAAAUUUAUCCUCAUGGAUUGUAUGGAGGGAAGAGUGGCCAUUACACGUGUAGCCAACCUACUACUGUGUAUGUACGCCAAAGAGACUGUGGGCUUUGGAAUGCUUAAAGCGAAGGCAGAAGCCCUGGUGCAGUACCUGGAGGAACCAUUAACCCAAGUGGCCGCAUCGUAGGGAAAAUGUGAUCGAAGUUCUGCCUGUUGUUUCUGUCUGCCUGGAAAAGAAAGCAUCUUAUGAUCCAGGUCAUUCAUGGACUAUUGUAACAUUCUGUUUGUUCACAAAGUGUACAUGCAUAUAUCUGAGUGAGUGAGUGAAUGUUUGUGUGUGUGUGUGGGGGGGUGGGUGGGUGGGGGGUCAGUGUAUUUAUAAUCAUGGUAUUGAAACUAAUCAAUUGUUUGUUUGGGUUUUGACUCUUUGCCCUCGCUUGUGAAUCUGUUCAUCUUAUGGUCUGUCUCUUAAAAUCCACGUCAUUCGUCAGUAGGAAGUCUGCAUGUACAGCUGCUGAAGUGACUUCAUUAUCAACAGGUCCCUUUUGUUGAUUCACUCUAACAUUUUGAAUCCUAUCAGGCAACUAAAAUGCAUAUUAUGACAAAGGUUCAUGGAAACUUUCAUAAGAAUUUUUGUCUGACAAAAAAAAGCAGUGAAGAUUAUUUGCUAUGUUUUAUUUCAAAGCUGUAAAAUAAAGUGGAUUUAU